Candoia aspera is the source of this 1103-nucleotide messenger RNA. It is a transcript of the gene DMBX1, whose product is annotated as diencephalon/mesencephalon homeobox 1. The coding region runs from base 1 to 1098 and encodes 365 amino acids. The transcript is spliced from 4 exons. Gene Ontology annotation, biological process: regulation of transcription by RNA polymerase II. Lineage: Eukaryota; Metazoa; Chordata; Lepidosauria; Squamata; Candoiidae. Gene Ontology annotation, molecular function: DNA-binding transcription factor activity, RNA polymerase II-specific; RNA polymerase II transcription regulatory region sequence-specific DNA binding. The record is from RefSeq and is a predicted model, not a curated record.
AUGCAGCACUAUGGAGUGAAUGGCUAUUCUCUUCAUGCCAUGAAUUCCUUGAGCGCCAUGUAUAACCUGCACCAACAAGCGGCCCAGCAAGCCCAACACGCGCCUGACUACAGACCCUCAGUGCAUGCCCUCACGCUGGCAGAGAGGCUGGCCGGCUGUACGUUUCAAGACAUCAUCUUGGAGGCCCGUUACGGCUCCCAGCACCGCAAACAGAGGAGAAGCCGCACAGCUUUCACAGCCCAGCAACUGGAAGCCCUGGAGAAAACUUUCCAGAAGACUCACUAUCCAGAUGUGGUGAUGAGGGAGAGAUUGGCAAUGUGCACUAACCUGCCAGAGGCUAGAGUACAGGUUUGGUUUAAAAACAGAAGAGCUAAAUUUCGAAAGAAGCAGCGUAGUCUGCAGAAAGAACAACUUCAGAAGCAGAAAGACUCAGAAGCCAAUCACAGUGAAGGCAAAGCAGACACGCCUGUGUUAGAAACACCAACUCCAACUCCUGAUGCAGACAAAUCUCUGAGCUUGCCAAGGGAGGUAAAUGCAGAGCUCAGCCUGACUCUCUCAGAGCAUUCAGCCAGCGAGUCAGCAGCUGAGGACCAGACAGACAAAGAGGAGGAAUUCAAGAUCUCACUGGAGGAGAACAAGGCAGAGAAAAGCCCUGGAGUGGAAAACAAGGUACUGAACAACAAGAGGACAAGUCCAAAAGCAGAUUCCCCUAUCAGCACCGCUGCCGCCGCAUCCUCCAGUAUGUCUCAGACCCAUUCCUAUUCGUCUUCUCCUCUCAGCCUCUUCCGCCUUCAAGAGCAGUUCCGCCAACACAUGGCAGCUACCAAUAACUUGGUCCAUUAUUCCUCCUUCGAAAUGGGGAGCCCUUCUGCCAUGCCAUAUUUGGGCAUGAAUGUCAACAUGGCACCCCUAAGCUCACUGCAUUGCCAGUCUUACUACCAGUCACUCUCCCACGCCCAGCAGGUGUGGUCCUCUCCAAUUCUUCAGGCAUCUUCCUCUCUUCCCAGCCUGAACAGUAAAACAACCAGUAUUGAGAAUCUUCGGCUGCGAGCAAAGCAACAUGCUGCCUCUCUGGGGCUGGAUACUUUACCAAACUGAGGGCC